ACGAAGGAACAACUCACCUUAACGAAGAGGAUUCGCGGACUGUAUCAAGAGCUCUUUGACCUCACUGACCCGGAGUCAGGAGAACCGAUCCAGUACAUCUUCAACGUUGUUCCUGACAAGAAGCACUACCCUGAUUACUAUACUUUUAUCAAGGCGCCAACCUCGUUCAACUCGAUAAAGAAGCGUCUGAACCAUUACCAAAGCCCAAAUGAGUUCAUCAAGGACCUCGUUCAGAUCGUGUGGAACGCACGCACCUAUAACGAGAAGGAGUCCUUUGUUUGUCGUUAUGCUCAGGUCCUGGAUGACUUCAUCAAGAACAGGGUGAUGCCCAAGUUCGCCAGUGCUGGAUACGAUGUUGGGUAUCCAGAUCUGUCUCCUAUAGAGGAAGGCAGUGCUGGUGUGUUGCUUCCAUACAACUAUGGUAAGGAGAGACAGUCAACGCCAUCGCCUACCCCAGUGAUGCAUCAACAGACCAUGCGUCUUAUUACUACUACUCCACGUUCUGUCUCGAGGGCGUCUGUCAGAUCCACGCCAAUGCACGACGAGGAGUACGAGGAGGAGGAAGAGGUUGUCAAGAAACGCUACACACACAAGGAGCAGAGUUUCAAAAGAGGUAGACCUCCUGUGAUUGAUAAACCGUAUGAACAGAGAAUCAAGAACGUUUUGAGAAACUUGAGAAGGGAAAAGGGUGUUGAAGGUGAUUCUCUCACUCUUUUGUUUGAAAGAUUGCCAGACCCAAGAGAUUAUCCGGACUACUACAAGAGCAUUACGCAACCAAUAUCUCUAGAUGAGAUUAAGAAGAAAAUCAAGCAGAGAAAAUACAAGGAGGUUGAGCCUUUUGUCCAGGAUAUGAAACUGAUGAUCGCCAAUGCCAAAUACUAUAAUGAUGAAUCCUCCACUGUCUAUAAGAAUACACUGCUAUUGGAGAAGUGGUUUGUCAGGUUCUUGGAGGCUGAGAUGAAGAAACCAGACUCUGAUUUCAUCUCACACGAUUCUCUUAAAUUACCAUUGGAACAAUUAGAACUUCGUGGAAAGCUCUACAAAAUCGGAGAUUGGAUCUUGAUCAAUAACCCAAACGAUGCUCAGAAGCCUAUAGUUGCCCAACUAUUUAGAAUAUGGCAGACACAGGAUGGACAACGUUGGAUCAAUGUUUGUUGGUAUCUACGUCCGGAACAGACUGUUCAUAGAGUUGAUCGUUUAUUCUACGACAAUGAAGUGUUCAAAUCAGGUCAAUACCGUGACCACUUGGCAGAUGAGAUCUUGGGUAAGUGUUAUGUUGCGUAUUUCACCCGUUAUCAACGUGGUGAUCCAGCAAUCCCGUACGAGGGGCCAUUGUUCAUCUGUGAAUACCGUUACAACGACAAUGAUAAGAACUUCAAUAAGAUCCGUACAUGGCGUGCAUGUUUGCCAGAUGAAAUCCGUGACCAUGAGGACCCAAUCACUCCUUUACCUUCACUACGUCGUUUCAAGAAAAUUGAAUCCCCGUUGAAACACUUGCUUCCACCAAAUGCAACGCCUCAUAUGCCUAUACCUGAACCAAUUAUUGGGGCACCAAAUGCACCACCACUCCACGGUGCCGUUUACCUUCGUGAUGUUGAUCCAACCGAUGAUUUGGGCCAGUAUGCGAGUUCCAGAAACUGUCCUAAAUACAUCAUUCGUCCAAAUGACCCA
This is a messenger RNA of Williopsis jadinii, 1671 nucleotides long. Its product is annotated as BAH-domain-containing protein. NCBI's taxonomy places the organism in Eukaryota, Fungi, Ascomycota, Saccharomycetes, Phaffomycetales, Wickerhamomycetaceae. The annotation marks the transcript as partial. Gene Ontology annotation, cellular component: RSC-type complex. Gene Ontology annotation, biological process: chromatin remodeling. The record is from RefSeq and is a predicted model, not a curated record. The transcript has a single exon. Gene Ontology annotation, molecular function: chromatin binding; protein binding.